This is a messenger RNA of Cajanus cajan (pigeon pea), 1722 nucleotides long. Its product is annotated as protein PIN-LIKES 3. NCBI's taxonomy places the organism in Eukaryota, Viridiplantae, Streptophyta, Magnoliopsida, Fabales, Fabaceae. Gene Ontology annotation, biological process: endoplasmic reticulum to cytosol auxin transport. Gene Ontology annotation, cellular component: membrane. The record is from RefSeq and is a predicted model, not a curated record.
AUGAAAACCAUGAUGACAGCUUCUGAAAGAGAAAGAUAUAAAUCAUUUAUGUUAAUUCCAUUUUAUGUCUACUUGAAACUUAUUGCUCCAUAAUAUGGUUUUCUGGAAGCUUUACGUUGUUGCAUUUUCGUCAAUUCUGAAACUUUUGUUGGCUACUGCUCUUGGGGCAUUCCUUGCACAAGAUCGAUUGAAUAUACUCAAAGAAAAUGCCAGGAAGCACAUCAAUGCUAUGGUAUAUUUUGUCUUCACCCCAGCUCUUAUUUAUAGCAGCAUGUCUAAUACCAUAACCUUAAAGAGCGUGGUUAUGCUGUGGUUCAUGCCGUUGAGUAUUCUUGUAACAUAUAUUGCUGGCACUGUUCUUGGAUGGUUACUUAUUAAAGCAAUUAGAGUUCCUCAUCAUCUGCAUGGCCUUGUGUUGGGGUGUUGUGCUGCAGGAAAUCUGGCCAGUUUGCCACUGAUUGUAGUUCCAGCUAUCUGUAAGGAACAAAAUAACCCUUUUGGAGAUGAGGCUGUUUGCAAUAGAAAUGGACUGGCAUAUGCUUCUCUGUCAAUGGCUGUAGGAUACACUUAUGCUUGGUCUAUUACAUUCAACAUUGUCCGUAUAUAUUCACCAAAGAUCUCCAAUGCAGUCAAAGUUGAUGAAUCCACUGUAACUCCAAUAUCUGCAAAAGGAACUGAUCCAGAAAACCUUUUAAAAUGCUCUGAUGGAGCAUUGGUCAUGGCUGAGGAUAUAGCAAAGCCUAAUGGUGGCAUGGAUCAACCUGAAAUUGAAUGUAAAGUUGUUGAUGGGCAAGCCCAGGUACCAGUAAAGCUGAAGAUUAUGAAAAAGUUGAAAAUAUUAGCCGACAAAAUCAACAACAUGAAGAUUCUAAUUGCACCUUCGACGAUAGCAGUGAUUGUUGGUUUGACAAUUGGUGUUGUCCCUCAAUUUCGAAAACUACUAGUUGGUGACACUGCUCUUCUCCAUGUGGUUCAAGACUCUGUAACCAUGCUGGGGGAUGCAAGUGUUCCAGCAAUGGUCUUAUUGCUUGGGGCAAAUCUUGUUACAGGUUUAAAAGGAUUUGGAAAGCAACUUCCACUUAUUGUUGGCAUUAUUGUGGUUAAAUUUAUUGCCAUGCCAGCAAUAGGUAUAGCCAUUGUCAAAGGUGCAGUUUAUUUCAACUUGAUCCACCAUGAUCCACUGUAUCAGUUUGUUUUACUCCUUCAAUUUGCUCUCCCACCUGCGAUAGUCAUGAGUACAAUUACUCAAAUGUUUGGAACUGGUGAGAGUGAAUGCUCAUCUAUCAUGUUGGGAACUUAUUCAUGUGCUACAGUUUUGCUUACUCUCUGGUGCACAGUGUUUAUGUGGCUUGUAAUAUAACUAUUUUCUAUUGCAAGAUGUUUUUUUUGAUGAUUCACACGUAUGAUUGUCAAGUGCAACUAAGGAACCAAACAUUUGAAGGAAAUCUUGCUAAAUUAGGACUGGUAGAAGAGGGACAAAGAUUUGCACAAAGCAGAGAAGUGUGGAAAGCAUACAUGUUGUAACUUUAUGCUAUAAUUUGUAGAAGCGUUGUUGCAUUAAACAUGAAAUAUAGUGUCAUAAGAGAUGUAUCUACUAUCUAAUAAGAGGUCUUCCUUAUGUGAGUGUGAGAACUGAGAAGAACAAAUAUUGAGUAUUAGAUUUUAUCUUUAAUAAUUAAGAUUAAAACACACAUGCCAUGUCAAUUUUUUAAAGUACAAAAU